Messenger RNA from Ostreococcus tauri, 1779 nucleotides. RefSeq names its product P2X purinoreceptor. The transcript has a single exon. NCBI's taxonomy places the organism in Eukaryota, Viridiplantae, Chlorophyta, Mamiellophyceae, Mamiellales, Bathycoccaceae. Bases 1 to 1779 code for a protein of 592 amino acids. The record is from RefSeq and is a predicted model, not a curated record.
AUGGGCGGUCCGGUCACCGCGCUCACCGCGAUCGGGCGUCGCAUGACGUACAAGACGUCGAAAUGGAUUCUCAUUCAAGAUUACAGAUUGGCGGUGACGAACGUCGCGCUUCAGGGCGUGAUCCUCUUUUACGUCAUCUUCUCGCUCGUCAGUGGGAAGGCGUACCUGCAGACGGAGGUCCCGAUCGGUCGAGUUUCGAAUUGGGGGAACGGGAACGAUAACUUCAACACCAUUCAGACGACGACGUCCGAGCAGAACACGACCGGGACGAAGACCAUUAAUGGGAACAACUACACGCUCCUCCCGUGCGGCGCUGGAGCAGCAAACAACGCGCUCGACGCGUACAAGUUCAACUACAGCGCAGCGUGGGAGUACGAAAACGUAAAAUGCGCGUACAUGACGCCAGACGAGCUCAUCUGGAAACGCGUCGACGGCGGCAUCUUCUUCACGACGCACGUGACGCAAAAACACACGUACCGUGAACCAAAGGGGAGCGUCGAAUGCAACGCGACAAAGGAGUUUGAGGCCGGGACGUCAUUUCCAAGAGAGAGCGCUGCCGGGACGGCUGGUGUGUGCUACUAUAAGCGCCAGACCGAGCUACUCGCCAUCGGCGCGGAACACGUCAGCCUCGGAAUCACGCACGAAUUUGAGACGAAAGGUCAUGCCGCGAAAAUGCCGAAGACAUAUGUCAGACGCAGUGGCUCGACGGAGACGGUGCUCACGUUUGAAGCCGGUCGACCGAUUGAAAUGUCGCUGAAGCAAAUACUCGACGUCGCGCAGGUGGACCUCGACAAGCGAUACGCCGAUCAGACAGCGAAUAUCGGUAAGGACGUUUCGGGUGAAUACGGUCGAGGUGACGAUGCCACGAGAACGCCCAUGGUCCGCCUCGGCGGUGUGCGCAUAUUCGCAUCAAUCAAAUAUUACAACUACGAUUUGCACUCGAAAGAUGCGAGCGACACACUCUCCAAAGGGAACACGCCGUACGCAAUCCUUGAAGUUGAGCCUACGUUCACUUGGACCGGUCUUGGUCAAGGAAUAUCGUAUCGCCCGAGCGAACCGGGCGCUAUUAACGAUCCGAUUGAUCAACAAACUGGCAAACCGAAGGGCUACUUGAUGGACAUGUAUCGAUACGGAGUCUUCAUCGACGUCACGACGAGCGGGAUCGUUGGAGUGCUUAACGUGGUGUAUAUCAUCAAUGUCAUCGUGAGUGGUCUCGUGAUGUUGAAGGUCGCGAACAGUGUCUGCGACAUGGUCGCGAUGUACUUUUUGGGAGCGCGAUCGCUCAUGUACAAGUCGCACAUGAAUGAAGAAUUGAACUUCGAGCGCGAGGCGGCAAAAUUUGCCGUUCAGGGGAUACUCUCGAUGCCUUCGUUCAGACGAGGAGACGCAUCCGGAGGCGGUAAAGACGGACUCGACAUCGAUGAGAUUUAUGAACUCGUCAAGGAGACGUUCCAUGCAUCAGACACCAUGUCGGGUGACGGUCUUUCGAAGGGAGAAACGAACAAAUCGACGCGUCUGCGACUAUCUGAACAGGAGUGCCGGCAAAUGGCGCGUUACAUCGUUUUGGCGGGCGAUCGUCAAUCGCAAGCGAACUAUCUGGCGGGUAAAAAACGACGCACGUACGAAGAGCUCCGUGCAGAGCGCAUUGACCUGGCCGAAUGGAUUGAACUCUGUACCGAGGGUGGUAUGGACACGGCGCUGUUGAAGAAACUCGCGCACGUCGCUCGAGAAGAAGAAGAACACGAAGAGCGUCGCUUGAAUAUUUUCCACGAGCAGUGA